AUGACAAUUAAAAAGGAUAGUCUACUAGUAGAUGAAGACGAAAAGAAAUCAUUGGGUUCAUCAUCAUCUACUGCUGCUGCUAAAUCUAAACCUUCACCUAUACACAGAAUGUUAACAGAUGAAAAACGUCAAACUUCAUUAUCCACCAUCGUAGAUAAAGAAGCAUGUGGAGAAUAUAUAUUGAUUGAUAUUAUAGGAAAAGGUGGAUUUGGUGUUGUAUAUAAAGCAUUGCAUGCUACCAAGGGUUAUUUUUCAGCAAUUAAAAAGAUUAGAAUUACCAAGAGGAAAAAGGGUGAUCAACAACAGGCAGAAUCACAAUCAUCUUUAAUGGUUGAAAUUAAUUUAUUAAAGGUCCUAUCACAUCAUAAUAUAGUCCGUUACUAUGAUCAUAUACCAACCGUUUCUCAUUCUUAUAUUGUUAUGGAGUUUAUUGAAAAUGGAUCAUUAGAAAAGAUGAUCAAAAGACAUGGAUUAUUACCAGAAAGUUUGGUCAAUGUAUAUAUGGCUCAAGUUUUGGGUGGUUUGGAAUAUUUACAUCGUCAAGGUGUCAUUCAUAGAGAUAUUAAAGCUGCUAAUUUAUUAAUUAGUACUGAUGGUUCAAUUAAAUUGGCUGAUUUUGGUGUUGCAACCAAAGUAUCAGAUCUAAGUGCAGAUAAUCCAGAUGAUUCAUUUGCAGGAACACCAUAUUGGAUGGCACCUGAAGUUAUUCAAAUGCAAGGAGUAUCAACAGCAUGUGAUGUAUGGAGUCUUGGAUGUACUAUAAUAGAAUUAUUAACAGGUACACCACCUUAUUUUGGAUUGGCACCAGCAGCAGCAUUAUACAAGAUUGUUCAAGAGGAUCAUCCACCCAUACCGCAAGGUAUAUCGGCUGCAUUGAAAGAUUUUCUAUUACAAUGUUUUAAAAAGGAUGAAAAUAUGAGAAGCAGUGCCAAACAACUUUUAAAUCAUCCAUGGAUCAAAGCUGUCGUAAAGAACCCAGAUAACCAAGUCAAAAACCCAACCAUGGAAAUUCUAACCUAUAAUGCACAGCUACAGGAGGGAAUGGCAGUUUCACCACCAGAUAUUAUAAAUAGACCAAGAUCAAAACAAGGUCCAAUACCAAUACCAUCAACAAAUCAGAAUGGUAGCGGUAGUGGAAAAGGAGGAUCAUGGAUUUCAACUACACAUACACCAAAUUCAUCAUCCUUUUCACCACAACAACAAUCUUCAAAUAUAACGACUAUUGAAAAACAAACAACGUUUGGUAUGGUUUUUGAAAAGAAACCACAACCAAAUCUACAAAUUGCUACACCAAGACAAUCAUCAUCAAAAUUAUUACCAGAAGCUAAAAAAGAUCAAGAAAAACAACAAAUGACAAAUCAAUCGACAAAUCAAAAUCAAUCAACACCAUCACAACAACAACAACAAAAACAAGAGGCAAACAAAAUUAAUUUACAAAAAUAUGCAGACAAGUCUGAUGAUGAAGAGGAUGACAUGUUUGUAAUGGACAAGAAACCAUUGAAACAAAAAUUACAAAAAUAUGUGGAAAAUGAUGACGAUAGUGAUUCUGAUUUCUUUAAAUCCACUGCAUCAUUACCCAUUCCAGUUAAAAAGCCAGCCACCAUACCUUCACCAACACUUCAAUCAUUUAAAGAUGAUGAUCAAUUUGGAUUUAGUGAUGAAGAUGAAGUACCAAAGAAAUUAUCAAUCUCUUCUAGUAGUACUAGAAAACCAUCACCAUUACUUUCAUCGGCAUCACAAUUACGUUUAAAACUUCAAGUAAGAGAAUCAUCAGAAGAAUGGGAUAGUGAAAUUGAAGAUACUUUUGACUCUGUUUCGGCUGCAUGGAACGUAGAACAAGAUACUCUUAGAACGAUAAACAAUUUACAAGACAAACAAAAAGAACAAGUAACAAGAACCAUUGUAGAUUUAUUGGCUCAACUUUUGGUCUUGUCAAAUCAAUUACAAAAGAAAACAUCUGUAGAUUUAAAUACUAGUAUGGAAGCCAUUUCUUCUCUUUCAUUGGGAGGAGAAUCAAAUUUAAUUGAUAAAUUGAUUGAACUUUUCCAAAGAUUCCCAGAAGAAAGAAGAUUAUUGAUUAGUAAUGGUGAAGGUGGUAUUUACCUUCGUCUACCAUUGAUCACCAUGUUGGAGAUUCUCGAAAUUCCAGAUUGUCCACCAUCGUUGGUUCUAUCGAUUCUAUGUCUUAUCAAUGAGAGUAUGUGUGGCUCUACCACUGACCACGCAGUCAAUAGCGCACUACUCGAAACUGUCUGUAUAUUGAACGGUAUCCCCAUCAUUACCACUUUUGCGCACCGAAACCAUGCCGAGGCCAUCCGCGAACAAGUCUCCAAGUUUGUACAUCGUCUCUGUGUCUCGUCGUCCUAUAGUCUCAACAUGUUUAUUGCUGGUAGUCGGGGAUGCAAGGUGCUUGUCGAUCUUGUCGACUCUGACUAUUUCAACAGCUCUAAUCUUAUUCACAACGCACUCGAUUCCAUAUCGCAGAUUUUCAAGGUGCCCACUGCACUUCCCAAAACUUCACUCUGCCAUUUAUUUUCCCGCACUCAACUUUUACCCCGUAUAUCCAUUUUAUUACAUCAAAUCUUUAUCGCCAAUGAUCAAGAUACUCCACAACAACUUGAUCAAAAAACAAAAGUUAAAGGAAUCAAUCAAAUAGUAGCAGCAGUAGUACCAACAACAACAGGAGAGCUACCACCACCACCAAUAACAAAUAAUCAUUUGGCAAAUUCCAAAAAUUCAUCACCAAGUAAUAGUAGAGGAAGUAGUAUACAAAUAUUACCAAAGGAUACUUUUGAUAGGGUAUUAUCCUACUCUGUAAAGGCAGCUGAUAUUAUGUUGUUUUUUUCGACUGGAGAUUCUCUUAUUAAAGAGGAAAUGUCAAGUUCACAGGUACUCCGUCCCAUUACUCAAGUGUUGGAGGAAAUCCAUACUUGGGGAUCGAUUGCAAGUGAUGUUCGUGCCUUUUUGCUUCGUAUGCUAAAGGUCAUCAAGAACCUUUCAAUGGAUCAGUCGAAUCGCUCCAAACUCGACGAAGUUGGUAUCAUCCCCACUCUUAUCAAUUACCUUGGCUACCAUCAAAGUGGUAUUGAAAAGAUUAGCGAGAUUUACAAUCAAGUGUUGCACUCUCUCUACUAUCUCUUGUUGCUCGACAAGUCUCGACAAGACAAGGCACUAAAGUGCGGUAUUCUCGCACCACUCUUGUUUAUCAUUAAUGAGCGUGGUCCUCUCAAGGAGUUGGCGCUUCCCAUCCUCUUUGACUUUGUUCGUCUCACAUCGCCGGCCAGUCGUGCCCAUCUCUGGCAAUGCGACACUCUUACCAAACUCAUUACCCUCCUCGAGGAUCACAACUGGUUUGCCGACGCCAUCGAAUCGAUUGCCGCCUGGGCCCAACUCGAACCAAAACUCGUCUAUGACCGCCUCAUUCAAGACGCUGAUUGCUGCCAACAGUUAAUUGGCAUUUUGCACACUAGCCACAUCAAACAUCCCUCGUUCCCCAAGUCGCUCAUUCCUCUUUUCCAACUCAUGAAUGGAUCUCAAGCUUUGAUUGGUAAAAUGGUCUCGGUUGGCUUGAUCAACCACCUCGUAGAGUGUUUGGAAAUCGAUCAAUCGCCAGUCUCUAAAAUCACUUUGCUAAAGAUUGUUGGAGCUGUCAAAUCAGCUCAAAAUGUCUUUGAAAAAUCUCAAAGCGAUUCUCUCUAUGCUACCCUCCAAACUAUUUCAAAACAAGAUGAAUCUCAAAUUAACGAGCAACAACAGGGACAAACCCACCGAACAAAUUAA
Molecule: messenger RNA, 3780 nt
Organism: Cavenderia fasciculata
Lineage: Eukaryota; Evosea; Eumycetozoa; Acytosteliales; Cavenderiaceae
Product: putative protein serine/threonine kinase
Exons: 6
Coding region: 1-3780 (1259 amino acids)
Biological process (GO): protein phosphorylation
Molecular function (GO): protein kinase activity; ATP binding
Source: RefSeq, a predicted model, not a curated record